CUCUUGUGAAUCGAUUCAGAUACUGGAAAUGAUUAUUGAUAUCCACCCCUAUUUCACACACUCUUAAAACAUUUGAGACAUUUAUUCCACCCAAGUCUUGGGCUAUUCAUGCUGGGAUGUAGUUUUGGCUUUACUUUUUAUUAUUUUGGUAAUGGUAAUGAUGGUCUCUUUUUUUAAAGUUGAGUUAAAAGCAAUUUGGGUUGUCUUUAGCUAUUGAUUGUUUUUUGUUUUUGUUUUUUGUGCAUGCCCACUUAACAAAACUAUAAGAUUAUUUACUAUAUUUUAUUAAAGGUGGGAGUAAAGUUUGCAUGAAUCUGUCACAAAGUCAAACUUUGUUUGUUUACUCCCUGCAGAAAGCAGCUGUAGGUCACUCUUAUUUGGUUCAGUUAUUGGAGGGGCCCCCCCAAAAGAGCCAAUUGGGGGGGUGGGGUGGGUUCUUCAUUUAAGGUUUUUUUUUCAGUUGCAAAACAGAUUAUGGCCCAGGUUGCAACACAAAGGUCUGCCAAUGCACCGCUUCCUACAGCCAUCCUCUGCUGAAUGAGGCGCACGGCGGGGUCCUCUCCAGGGUACUUCAGCACAGGUGCGACAUGCAAAGCGGUCGAGCUGUAAAAUGUGGAGGGGUUCAAGGAGGGGGGGCGUACCUGUUCUUGCUAAUUUGCAGGCUGACUAACCGGUUCUUGGAGGUAACGAGCUCGUUGGCACCUGGUUCAAAAUUCAUCUGGAUGUCUCCAAAAACCUAAACUUUCUAUUUCUCAGAAUAAACAAUCCCACAGACGGAUAAAAAUCAAAGUGGGCUUCUUGUUUUGUGAUCUCGCUUGGCGCGCCCACUCCAUGGAAGGUGUGAGCGCAGAAUGCCAGGACUGACCUCAGGCCAGCCUCUGCUGCUGACAUCACCUCCUCUCCUCUCGUCGCCUCGGCCCCGGAGUCCCAUCAAGGACGCACGCACGCCCGCCCGCUCCGCUCCCGGGGCUUACCGCUUUUUCUGAGAACAACCCAAGCGCGGCGAUGACAGAGGAAAGCCGAGGCAAGCGCAGGAAGCAAGCCAACCCAAGGAGGAAUCGAGAUGCAGAACAAGUGAGUUCACUUGGGUCUGAAGAGGAGGAUAAGGUGUGGAGCCUGGGGCCACCGGACUGCCAGGAGGACCCGGAUAAGACGAGCCUGACUCCCAGCGAGGGGACGGAGGAGGCUGGCAGCCCGCGGCCGCACAGCCUCAGCCCUGGCGGCAGAAACGGCUGUGCCCAGGCGGAGUCAGAGGCCAAAUCCAGGGAGGACGCCGCCUUCAUAUCCGCUGACGGAGGCCAGGAAUCGCUGAGGAUGUACUGUAAGAGCUCAGACUCACAGAACUCCUUGGAGGAUUUAUCUCACUAUGACUUCUGGGCCCAUUUGAGGAAAGCCUCGACCUCAGCCAGUAUCUGGGACCACCUGAGCCAAAACGGCGUGGCGGAUGUUUACCGCUCCAGCAGACACGAUGACCUCCCACCUGCCAUCUGGUCUCCAGGAGCUCAGCAGUGCUCACCUGAGGGAUCAGAUGCAGUCCAACUGCAGCAGCGCUGUCCGUUCUGUCACCGAACCUUCCUGCGAGGAGCUUCUCUGAGGGACCAUGUCAAAUUCUGCCAGGAUCGGGAGGGGGGUCCCAUGGUGUGCCCGCUCUGUGGGUACACGUCCACCUUCAGUUCCCACAUGGAGCGCCACUUAUUGCUCCACAACCAACUACAGGACAAGGCCGGCAUCACUUCCGAUCAAGGAAUGGACAACAGGAAGUUCAAAUGUUUACAGUGUGGGAAAGCGUUUAAAUACAAACACCACCUCAAAGAACAUCUCCGAAUCCACAGUGGGGAGAAACCGUACGAGUGUUCCAACUGCAAGAAGCGUUUCUCCCAUUCGGGCUCCUACAGCUCCCAUUUGAGCAGCAAAAAGUGCCUUAGUGGUGGAGGGCACGCUGGGUUAAAUGCCAGCGGAUUGCUCAACGGACAUAGCCAAAAUUCCUACCCGCAUUCCCUUUCCACGUCUCCCUCUGCUGGAAAAUCCAGAGAGGACUCACAAAACCAGGAGAGCACGAGAGCCGUGGGUCAAGCGCCCACAAGUCCUCAGCAGAUGUUACUGCCGGACCUCAAACCAAACACCGCAAGCCUCAUCAGCGCCUCGAGCGUGUCCAGGUCGUGGAGUCCUUCGCCAGAACUUCCCCCGAGAGCCGGUUUUCUAAAAGGGAAUACUCUGCUGCCUUUCUUCCACUCCGGAGCCAGAUUUGAGCAGAUGCUGCAGGGGAUGCUUCACAGGGAAGCAGAUAAAGAGAUGGAGAAAGACAAAUUAGAGGACAGCAAUGUGGUCUACAACGGUGGAGGGCACGAGAAAAAGGUUUCACCAGACAGAAAUAAAGAAGCAGUGAGGUCUAGUGAUGGGGAGAGCAGUGUGUUUGGGGUGACAUGUCGCUGGUGCCUGCAGCUUUUUCCCAACAUGGCUGUGCUUCUGCAGCACGAGCGCUACCUCUGUAAGAACAACAGGGAAGCGAUCGAAGUGUCUGAUGGCCCUCAAAGGAAGGAUCAGUCGUCGCCGCCAAUGUUCUUCCCCAGAUCUUCUUUCCAGUCAGAGAAAAACAAACCGAGUGAACUUCUUAAUGGAUUCAGUGGGAAAAAGUCUCCUCUUGAGAAGCCCAGCUGGCACACCGUCCCACAACAGCUCUUGGUUGCGCCUGCACCGAGCAGCAACGCACUGUCCUCACACAUGUACUGGUCCAGUCAAGACAAAGGAAGCCCGCGACGGCUCAUACACCGCUCUCUGGAGGAACCGUCUCCUCGGAGCAGAAGACGGGUUCCAUCAGGACUGAGCUCUCCGGUCUGCCUGGACCUCACCGGUUGCUCACCUCAAAUCUCACCGCCCCACGGCAGUGCCUGGUCUGCACAGAACGAACCGCUGGACCUGUCUCUACCCAAGCAGCUGUCCGAGAGAAGGUGGAGCAGCAAAACCCUGAACGGUGUGUCAGUCAGAGGGGAGAAGUUAGGCCGACUGGCUCCAGCUCCACAUCUGACCUUAACUCAGGGCUCAGUCUUUAGUGGGGCCGCUGCCUUUCCAGGCUCCUUAUACAACGGAUUUCCAAUUUUCAGUCAGCCCGGUGUGGGACUGUCAGUGCACGAUGGAGCAACAUCUCCGUUUAGCCAGACAGCUAACUGCACUGGAUUUCGAUCUCCUUUAGCUUACAUGUUAAAAGUGGACGCAGAGGCAGCAUGGAAGAAGAUCCUCCAUGAAGGACACGGUCUAAUGAGUGAAACAUUGAACCGAGGGGAUUUUGACUAUCUGUCUUUAAUCGAUGACGGGUUGGAAGGAGAAGGAGGACCAGGAAGGAAGAGGCUGAAGAAAACGGAUGAGGGACUUUAUGCUUGUGACAUCUGCGAUAAAACCUUCCAGAAGAGCAGCUCUCUGCUCCGACACAAGUAUGAGCACACAGGCAAGCGACCUCAUGAGUGCAAGAUCUGCAACAAGGCCUUCAAACAUAAACACCACCUGAUUGAACACAGCCGGCUGCACUCCGGAGAGAAGCCCUACCAAUGUGACAAGUGCGGCAAGCGCUUCUCUCAUUCCGGUUCCUACUCCCAGCACAUGAACCACCGCUACGCCUACUGCAGCAAAGACCAGGAUCUGGACCAGGACCAGGAGGAGAUGCUGCUCACUCCAGGAGCGGGCGGCCUCGCUCGGGAAACCUCGCUGUCCACGGACGACACUCCCACGGGCCACUCUUUUCUCUCCGACUCCAGUCUGGAUGGCGCUCUCAAAGACGCGGAGGAAGAGGAGGAGGUCGGAGGAAGCGAGGCACUUGUGAGUUUGUCAGAAGCUGCCAGCGACCUGGGAGGUAGUCCCACCCAGGGGUCGCCAGCAGUGGAGAGCAGAGCGCAGAUGGAGAAAAACGAUUUGGAUGUGAGGAAUCAGGAAGAUCAGACAGGAAGUGACACGUGGGACAAAGGCACUGAGAACCAACAUGGAGACAUGGACGAACUGAGCUCAAACACACAAGACUUCCUCCAUACAAACAUUUAAGAGGACUUCAAAAAGACACUUUUUUAUAUACAUGUUGCUAGCCAUAAAGCAGCUUAUCGGAUUGUCCUAAAAUAAAGACAUACACAAAGCAGCCAAAGAAUUCAUGGCCUUAAAUGAGACAUAGCCAAGCUAUAACAAUUAUUUUUAUUUGUUAUUUCAAUAUUCUCACAGUAAAAGUAAACCGUGGGUGUUUUAUGUGAAAAACAUCUUAUUUCUUAAUGCAAAAAAAUUUACAAAAACAAAAAUUUUCUUAAACUUUGAUGCAUAGAAUUCAAUACUUUUGUACGUCAGGAGUAUUUUCACACCCACACUCCGCCCUUCAGCCCUCGGCAGGAUUUUAAGACGCAUGAUGUUACUCAGAAGGUGCAGGUAGCAGCUACAGAUAAAGCCAUAUGAACAUCCGGUUCAAAUAUUUAUUAUUCUCAGUAAAAGUGAUCCGUUGUGUGGUUCGAUGCUUGUUCUAAGGAGUAAGAGAACAUUCUAAAAAGGCUUCUUCAGCUGUUUCCUUGAGUCAAAAGUUUGUGUGUGGCACUGCACAACUUUGUGUCAUUUAUGCUGUGAAAUCAAAAGGUACAACCACCUCUUUUGGUCAACCACAAUGCUCAGUGGCUUUAAUCAGUCAGCCAUCUGUCUAAUGUCACUAGUAAGCAGCAAAAAGAGGAACAUGUGGAAGAUGUUUUUUUAUAUAGUUUUAAGAAAAAGCAGCCAACUGUGCAUUUUUAAAGCAUGGCAUCAAGAACUGUCCUUUGCCGGCUAUUUUUUGUAAUAACUUAAUAAGCUAGAGUGUGUUUUUUUUUGUUUGUUUGUUUUACUCAUCUGGAUUACAAGAAUGCCACAAAUUUGUCAGUGACGGUGCAGCAUUAAGGGGUCAGGAUCUAAAGAUCAGAUCCAAUCUUCUGCUGCUGUUCAGUCAAGGUGAAAAAUGCCUCGUGUACUCAGACACUGUGAGUAAUCCGACUAAACCUUGGUACGGUGAGAUAAGACCAUGGUGCAUGAGGUGUGACUAAGCUUGCAGCAUUCAUGCAUACAAUGUGCCAAAGACACAUUUUGGUCAUAGUUGUGUGUGUGUGCUUGUCAGCAGAUAUGCAUAUGAAACACACCAACUGCUAUCCUGUUUUUGCUCAGUUCCUCACCUGUAAGACCAAAAAAAAAAUGGCCAAAGAAGUAUUUUUACUCUAUUUUACAUACAUUUUAAUAGACAUGCUCUUCUACAAAAGCAAUUUUUUGUAUUUACAUUUUUUUAUUGAAAUUUUGCCUGUUUUUUUAGUGUUUGUAAUAAAACUGUACAUACAUUGUCACCAGAAUCUUGUAUUUUCCUUUAUUUUUUUAAUUAAAA
Molecule: messenger RNA, 5365 nt
Organism: Oryzias melastigma (Indian medaka)
Lineage: Eukaryota; Metazoa; Chordata; Actinopteri; Beloniformes; Adrianichthyidae
Product: zinc finger E-box-binding homeobox 2
Exons: 9
Coding region: 1006-4029 (1007 amino acids)
Biological process (GO): regulation of transcription by RNA polymerase II; anatomical structure development
Molecular function (GO): RNA polymerase II cis-regulatory region sequence-specific DNA binding; DNA-binding transcription factor activity, RNA polymerase II-specific
Source: RefSeq, a predicted model, not a curated record